Molecule: messenger RNA, 846 nt
Organism: Trichomonas vaginalis G3
Lineage: Eukaryota; Parabasalia; Trichomonadida; Trichomonadidae
Product: multi antimicrobial extrusion (MatE) family
Exons: 1
Coding region: 1-846 (281 amino acids)
Biological process (GO): transmembrane transport
Cellular component (GO): membrane
Molecular function (GO): xenobiotic transmembrane transporter activity; antiporter activity
Source: RefSeq, a predicted model, not a curated record
AUGAACGAUAAUAUAGAUCUUGAUACAGAUAAGGAGGAAAAGAAAAUUGAUGUUUCCGAUGAUGACUAUCAGCUAGGAGGUCGUCCGCCGCUGAUAACCCUUCUUAUUAUGUCACUUGGACCUUUAAUUUCGCAAAUUGUACAAGCCCUUACUAGUGUUAUAGGCUCAAUCCUCGUUGCCAAUUCCAUAGGUCAAAUCGGUGUUGAAGUUUAUGGCGCCGUAUACACUGUCGAGUUCUUUGCUGUAGCUAUUGCUCAGUUUCUUUCCGCGGGAAUUAGUGUUCGACUUAGUUACUUAUAUGGUGCUCAGCAAUUGGACGAUACUCACCAAUUGUUCGUAGAUUUUCUGAGAAUAAGUGUAAUUCUUGGUAUAAUUACACCAUGUAUAGUACUUCCAGCCACGCAGCCUGUAAUCAGAUGGUUUGGUGCCGAUGAAGAAACUGCGCACCUUUCGCUGCUUUACAUGAGCCUUAUUACAGGCGGCUGCAUGUUUAAUAUUAUUUUCUUAGUUUCAUCUGGAGUUAUUCUUGCAGAUGGAAAAUCAGUUACAUACGCUGUAUUCCAAGUUGUCUCCUUUGUGUUAAACGUUGGAAUUUUCGCUCCAAUUCUUCUCUUAGUUAUCAAAACUCCAAUUUGGGGAGCGUCGUUAGCAACAAUCUUAUCGCAAGCUAUACCAGGAAUCAUCAUUACAGUAUUGAUUUUCAGAGGAAAAUAUCGCCUCGAACCGAAACUCAACAUGUUUAUCAAACCAUUCUGCGCAGAAACAAAACACGCACUCAAAAUCGGAUUUUCUACGCUCAUCUCUCAGAUAUCUUUGACAUUACCAUUUUUAUUGAUGCAAAAAUAA